Messenger RNA from Nothobranchius furzeri (turquoise killifish), 6750 nucleotides. It is a transcript of the gene osbpl7, whose product is annotated as oxysterol binding protein-like 7. Gene Ontology annotation, molecular function: cholesterol binding. Lineage: Eukaryota; Metazoa; Chordata; Actinopteri; Cyprinodontiformes; Nothobranchiidae. Gene Ontology annotation, cellular component: membrane; intracellular membrane-bounded organelle; cytosol. The record is from RefSeq and is a predicted model, not a curated record.
ACAAAACACCUGAUUAAACUUGAAUGUAAACUAUUCGUUUCAACACUUCUCUUGAAUGAGAUGUUCCAUGAUAUUAGUUGCAUAAUUUAAACAAAAACUUUAACCAAAGUAAACACAGGCGGCUACAGAUUCUGAUGGUUAAUAUGCAGAUUACAUGUUAAUCUGGGUAAAUUAGGCUAACAUGCCCAGCCAUUCUUAGACACAUUACUCUGUCCAGCAAAAGGAAAUGUAUAAAAAUAUUGAUUAGGCACAAACUGUUACAGUAUGCACGACAAUAACAGCUAAUAUUAGUUAGAUUAAACGGAUUUCAAUCUAUAGCGGAUUGUUCGCGCGUAAUUUUGCGUUUUGUCUCAUCCAACAACAGUGAAUUUACUAUUAUAAACUCAUGGCUGCAGCUCCAUGAGUGACCUGGUUGUGUGGAGUGAGUAGAGCUACGUUUCCUCUCCAUUCCAUCUGAGACAGUCGCUUUAAUUCCUGCUAAUGCGGAUAAUACUCAGGACACUGCGCACGGCGCGCGCUGUCCGCGACGCGCAGCGCUCCUUGGAUUGGGACGGAAGCCGCCGGCAGAGAAGACACUGCCCGUCAGAUUACGUGUCCCAAACUCGUCAUAAUCUGCAUAAACAGCGUGUAUUCCCAUUUAAUUUGAGGAUAGAUACGCUUCUGUCACUUCAGGUUUAUUCUUCAUCCACAGAGAAGAUUUUUGUUGGAUUAGUCAGAAGACUUUAGCGGAUGAUGAGAGCCGGAGGUCAGAUUCAGAGGCUUUUGGCAGAAUGCAGAUGGUGAUUUUUAAUGAUCAGCAGAUCACAACAAGAAGAGUUUGCGCUCUGAAAUGGACUCAAAUGGGUCUUCACUCAAUCGCAGCCAGUCAGUGGCGAGUGGUUUGGAGAAAACAUCACCAUCGUGGAACAAACCAGCUCUAUCUCACAGCAGCAGCACGCUGUCGUCUCGUCACUCCAGACAGAUAAUCAAAGACUGGGAAGUGAUUGACGACUUUCAUGCAGACAUGAAUGUGGGAGGAGAGAGUCCUCAGGUCAUGAUCACUCCAGGAAUCUGUGAAGGGUAUCUGCUGAAGAGGAGGAAGUGGCCUCUGAAGGGCUGGCACAAGAGAUACUUUGUCCUGGAAGGUGGAACCUUGCGCUACUCCAAAAGUCAUCAAGAUGUGUCCAGGGGAAGAGUUCAGGGUUCUUUAGAUGUUAGCCUAGCUGUGAUGUCAAUUAACAAGAAAUCUAAUCGGAUUGACUUGGAUACAGGAGACAUUCUCUAUCACAUCAAGGCAAAGAGUCAUGACCUCUUCUACAUUUGGGUAACCAAGCUACAAGCACACCGUCUUUACAAAAAGAACGAGACAGCUAAUGCUCACAGCAGCAUCAUACAGAUUUUGUCCCACACAGCGUCAGCUGGACAAGCUCAGAAAAAUGGAGAUUUGAGCUCUGCAGGGAUGGAGGAUCCAUCUGGAGGGUCGGGGGUCUUACCAUCGGCCAACACAGCUGUGAACUCCAAGGUGUCAGCGUGGCUGAGGCAAAGCCAUGACCCAGUCACAUGUGUUCAAGAACUGAACCGCUGUAAUCUGGACCUUUCUGAGCUGAACCGUUUGAUUCAGAGUCUUCAGGUUCUGGAGGUGGGCCACUCCUUCACUAACGGGGAUCUGCAGCGGAUCAUCAGCAUACAGAAUCUGUCUCUUGAGAAGCCAAAGAAGCCAAAGUCAGGAAAGAUGUGGGGUCACUCUCGAACCCUGUCCAGAGUGGAGGCCCUGGGGAUGCUGUCCUCCAAUCACCUGAGUAGCUCGUCCCACCUCGGGGCUUCGGUGCCCUCCAUUCCCGACUACGUCUACUCUCAGCUGUCCCCUCUCUCCGUCGUAUCCCUUGAGGGCAAGAAAAUUCAGCAGGACAUCUGCACCAUGUCACUGCGAGUGCUUGCUUCUCUAAAAUCAGUUCAUGAAACUCUGACCCUGGAGAGACAAAAGCUGCAGGAAGCCUGGGAGGCCAACAACGUCCACCAAUCAAACACUUUAGCUGUGCCUGCACCAUCCCACGGGCCGCCUUCAGUAGCAGAUUCAGCUGCAGAGUAUUUUGAUGCCAGUGACGAUAUCCUCUGUGGUAGUUCCUCUGAGGUGUCAGAUGAGUCGGGACUUAGCGAUGGAAGCACCACCAACUCAGAGCCAGAGGAGGGACACGCAUCAACAACCAGGAAGUACCGUGCAAGCAUCUCCAGGACUCCGAACAACUUUGUUCCUAAGAGCACCGGACGUCGGACAGCUUUACCAGCUCACUGCCCUGAUAACAGCCAUGUCGGCCUCAUGGCCAUCCUCUACAAUAACAUAGGUAAAGACUUGGCUCGUGUUUCAAUGCCGGCUGCACUGAACGAGCCGGUUAACCUGCUGCAGAGGUUGUGUGAAGAGCUGGAGUACAGCGAGCUGCUGGACGUGGCUAAUAACACCCCAGACCCAUACCAGAGGAUGGUUUACAUAGCUGCCUUUGCCAUUUCCGGUUACACCACUGCAACAUUCAGGAACCGCUACAAGCCCUUUAACCCGGUGCUGGGGGAGACCUACGAAUGUAUCCGAGAGGAUCGGGGCUUCCGCUUCAUCAGCGAGCAGGUCUGCCACCAUCCACCCAUCUCUGCCUGUCAUGCUGAGUCUGAAAAUUUUACAUUCUGGCAAGAUCAACGAUGGAAAAAUAAGUUCUGGGGAAAGUCGCUGGAGAUUUUGCCAACAGGAAUGGUCAAUGUCACAUUAUCGAGGUACGGAGAUCACUAUGAGUGGAACAAGGUGGUGACCUGCAUCCAUAAUGUCCUCAGCCAGCAGCGGUAUCUGGAGCAUUAUGGAGAGGUGACCAUCCAAAACCUGAAGAACAGCACAUGCACCUGCAAGAUCACCUUUGUCAAGUCUCGGUAUUGGGGUUCUGACACAAACAAGAACGAAGUGCAGGGUACAGUUCUCGACCAAGGCGGGAGCGUGAUCCACCGGUUUGGAGGUCUUUGGCACGAAGGGAUCUUCUGUGACACUCUGCCAACACCAAAAUGCAUUUGGAAGCCAAAUUCCCAGCCCAAGGAUUAUCUGCAGUUUUACGGCUUCUCCACCUUUGCCAUGGAGCUUAACGAGUUAACCCCAGACCUGAGACCUUUCCUGCCUCCUACCGACACUCGGCUGCGCCCGGACCAAAGAAUGUUGGAGGAGGGAAACGUCUCUGGAGCCGAUAGAAAGAAAGACGAGAUAGAAGAACUCCAGAGGGAGCGGAGAAAAGAGCUAGCUAAAAAGGGUUCAGAGCACACUCCACGGUUUUUCAGGAAAGCCAAAGAUUCUUCUGGACGGGACGUGUGGUUGAACACUGGGACUUACUGGGAACUCAGACAGAAUCCAGGGUUUGCUAAACUUGAAAACAUAACUUUGUGGUGACAAGACAAGAACACUGCAACAUGCAGAAGGCCUCACAUAACAGAAAAACACAGCAUCAGCGUUUGGUGUUUGGACCAGCAUACAUGACCUGCUCAGUGAGUGGAGACAGUGCUGCUCAUCAAACUCAUGACUGGAUCAUGAGACACCUUCAUUAGCACAGUUAGCUACCAAACAUGACUGGUGGCUCAUAUUUAAAAUAAGAAAGACUUUUUAGUGCAUUUAUUAAUAUUACUUUAUUAUUUCAGUAAAGUCUCUGUAUUUUUACUUAAUGUGAAUCUCAGUUAACAGUAAAAGCAAAGCUUUUCCUUUCAGAUCAGUGAGAGGCAGAAUUUGUUAUACCACAUCUUCUCAACCAGCUUCAGCAGCAUCUUUAACAGACUUUAUGAAUGAGCUGUGCGACCUGGACUGCUACAGACUAGCUGAAAGUGUUGCCCUGUGGGUGAACAAGUCAUUAAAAGUGUCUAGCAGGGACUGAAUUAUUACCAUGUACCAGCUGGAUCAAUUUUCUUCUGCAAAAAUGUUUAAUUGACAUUCUUGUUAACACAUUCAAUAUGUUUAGAGUUUCACAUUUAAAGAAUCUACACCUUCCAAAGCAAAGAUAGGUGCAAUGUAUGAGUGUCACGUGUGGCACAGGAGGAGGUUAGGACCCAAGAGGCAGAACACCAGAACAGCUCGAGGCAGAAGAGGUUUAAGAAAAUAAAGUCCUUUAUUAAAGGAGGCUGGGCAAAAAUCCUAAGGCAAAAACACUGACAAAAAGGUAAAACAGAAACUCACUCAUGAGCAAGAACAGGAGAACACUCGAGAUGGACAAAACAACGCUGACAAAGGCAGUGGACCGACAAACACUGAGAGACACAGACAGGGUUAUAUACACAGGGCUGGGUGAUAGGAGACGAGGAGCAGGUGCGUGGGGAAUUGGGCACAGGUGAAACUAAUGAACUGAGGGAAGAAGCAGAAAUAAGCAGGGGAGAAAGCCAUAUCUAAAUCCUAAACCUAAGCUACUAAAAUAACCUGAACUUUAAACACUGUAGAACAAAGACUAAAGAUAAAUAAACUAAUGAUAAGUGAAGUGACUAAAGGGGAACCUGAAGAAGAUGGGGACCACAAGGGGGGCACAGAAGAUUAGAGGAUACACGAGGGGAACCUGGAGGGGGCUGGGGACCACAGGGACACAGAACAUGACAAUGAGAACAUAUUACAAUUGGCACUAUUGAGUUGUAAUUUUUUAUGAAUUAUAAGUUAUUUUUGUGAGCCAUUCUACCUGGAAAUGAGACACUUCAAUUGUCAAUUCAACAAUAGUACACAUCUGCAGACCCAAAAACUGUAGAUUCAUGCUGACAUGUCCACUAUGUAUGCAUUAUUGUGUGUGUGUGUGUGUGUGUGUGUGUGUGUGUGUGUGUGCAUGUGUGUAUGUGUGUAUGUGCGUGUGUACGGGUGCAGGUCAUAUAAUUAGAAUAUCAUAACAAAGUUAAUUUAUUUCGUUAAUUCCAUUAAAAAAUGAAAACCUGUAUAUUAGAUUAAUUCCUUACACACAGACUGAUAUACUUAAAAUGUUCUUUUAAUGUAGAUGAUUAUAACUGACAACUAAAGAAUACCCCAAAUUCAGUAUCUGAGAAAAUUAGAAUAUCAAUUAAGACCAGUUAAAAAAAAUUUUUUUUUUUGAAAUGUUGGCCAACUGAAAAGUAUGAACAUGUGCAGCACUCAAUAUUUAGCUGGGACUCCAUUGGCCUGGAAUACUGCAGCAAUGCAGCGUGGCAUGGAGUCCAUCAGUCUGUAGCACUGCUCAGGUGUUAUGAGAGGCCAUGUUGCUCUGACAGUGGCCUUCAGCUCUUCUGUAUUGUUGGGUCUGGCAUUUUGCAUCUUCCUCUUCACAAUACUCCAAAGAUUUUCUAUGGGGUUAAGGCCAGGGCAGUUUGCUGGCCAAUCAAGAACAGGGAUACCAUGGUCCUAAAACCCAGUACUAGUAGCUUUGGCACUGUGUGCAGGUGCCAAGUCCUGUUGGAAAAGGAAAUCUGCAUCUCCAUAAAGUUGGUAAGCAGCAGGAAGCAUGAAGUGCUCUAAAACUUCCUGGUAGAUGGCUGUGUUGACCUUGGACCUCAGAAAACACAAUGGACCAUCACCAGCAGAUGACAUGGCACCCCAAACCAUGACUGACUGUGGAAACUUUACAUUAGACCUCAAGCAAUGUGGAGUCUGGGCCUCUCAUCUCUUCCUCCAUAAUCUGGGACCUUGACUUCCAAAGGAGAUGCAAACUUUACUUUCAUCAGAGAACAUUUGGACCACUCAGCAGCGGUCCAAUCCUUUUUGUCUUUAGCUCAGGCGAGGCGCUUCUGAUGCUGUCUCUUGUUCAAGAGUAGCUUGACCCAAGGAAUGUGACAGCUGAAACCUGUCUUGCAUACGUCUGUGCGUGGUGGUUCUUGAAGCACCGACUCCAGCUGCAGUCCACUCUUUGUGAAGCUCAUCCACAUUUUUGAAUGGGUUUUGUUUCACAAUCCUCUCCUGGGUGCCGUUAUCACUAUUGCUUCUACAAUUUUUUCUACAUCAUGUCCUUCCCUUCGCCUCUCUAUUAAUGUGCUUGGACACAGAGCUCUGGACAGCCAGCCUCUUUAGUAAAGACCUUUUGUGUCUUGCCCUCCUUGUGCAAGGUGUCAGUGGUUGUCUUUUGGACAACUUUCAUGUCAGCAGUCUUCCCCAUGAUUGUGUAGCCUACAAAAAUGGACUGAGAGACCAUUUAAAGGCUUUUGCAGGUGUUUGGAGUUAAUUAGCUGAUUAGAGUGUGGCACCAGGGGGUCUUUAAUAUUGAACCAUUUCAUAAUAUUUUAAUAUUUUGAGAUAGUGAAUUUGGGAUUUUCAUUAGUCGUCAGUUAUAGUUGUCAAAAUUAAAAGAAAUAAACAUUUGAAAUGUAUCAGUCUGUGUGUAAUGAAUGAUUGUAAUACACAAGUUUCACUUUUUGAACAGAAAUAUUGAAAUAAAUGAACUUUGCCAUGAUAUUCUAAUUUUAUGACCAGCACUUGUUUCACACCAUAUUCACACAUACAGAGAUAGGAGAAAAUCCAUUCCUGUCCUCUUCCUGAUGUGCAUCGACUACACACACCCACUGAAAUGCGACUUGCAUCAAGUGUGGGCAGAAUAUUGAGCAAUAAAGUUUAUAACGUCCAACUGCAUUUUGUGUUUAUUGCAAGACUUGAAAAUGUGUUAUUGGUCUUUUGUUAUUUUUCUAAUAUAAUUUUGAUGAUAUAAACAAAUGUUGUACUGUUUAAAGAUUAUUUUAAAAAUAGCAUUUGUGAUUAGGAAUGCAACCCACCUAACUCAGGUAUGGCUAUCUCAUAAAAGCCUUGGAAUAACCUAGAGGAAG